UGGCUACUAUUUGAGGAGUUUUGGCGAUGGAUUCUGACUCCACUCUUUGUCCUGGACCCCUCUGUUUACGGGCUGAGCUCCAAGAAGGAUUCUGUGAAGCUAAUGAGGUCCAAGUCCAGGUCCUCCCUGUCCAUCCUUCCCAGAGAAAGCCUAAUCCUGUUAGCUGAGCUUUCUCACGGAUAAUCCCUCCACUUCCCCACCUGCCCGUCCUUGAGCCCUCAGCCUCUCUCUGGGAUGAUUGUCUUCUGGUGAACACAACAGCAUGUUUAGCUGGGUGGUAAAAGUUGUUCCCCAGCCUCCAGCGUCUCCUGGGAAACUGGGAGAGGAGGACCAAACCAAUGCGUCCACAUCAGCAGAUGUGACGAAAAAAGAGGACGUAAAACAAGAAGCCAACCCUUCCAAGUCAAAGGAGGAGGUCUCAGAGGAAAGCAGCUCUCAGAAUGGGGUUUUGAGUUGGCUUUCUAAUGGGUUCAGCAGUGCUCUCCCUCAGCCAGUGAACGCCUCUAAACUGGGCAACGCUGAACUCAAGCAAGAGGGAAAUGCAGUGAGCAACAGUAACACAUCGGACCAGGCUGGGAUGAUAGGAUGGAUUGUGCAGGGACUGGGAAAAGUGGUUCCACAGCCGGAUGAGAAAUACAAGGGGCAAACAGAGCCAGAGGAGGUCACUGAGCCUGCAGUUGUUCCAGUGGUUAAAGUGGAUCCUCCAGUACAAGAGGCCAAAGACAUUCGUGAUGCUGAGCCGCUGCCUCAUAUUCCUGUGGUGGAGGUUGUGUCUGAUGAGGAGCCAGACGCUGCUAACGUUCCCUUCUCUCCAAGGGUAAUAGAAUGGAUUAAGCAUGGUUUUGAGAAGGUAGUCCCUCAGUCUCCUAUGCAUCUUCAUCCUCCCUCUGGUACGGAAACACCUGUUCAGAGGGCUGCUUCUGCUCCUGUCACACCCUGCAAACAAGAGCCAGCACCUGAACCAACACCUGCUCCUGCACCUCCACCUGCACCCGCACCAACACCAGCACCCGCACCUGUACCCGCAGCUCCUGAGCAACCUAAACUAGCUGAGGAUCCCAAAGGCACAAACAUGGUUGGCUGGAUUGUACAGGGGUUUGGACGCAUGAUGCCACAACCAGUACUGAAACCAAAAGAGGACAGUUCUGAUAUCGUUCAAAACGUCUGCAUCCUGCAGGACCCGUGUGAGAUGGUGCUGGAGGAGGUGGACUCAGACUGGGAUGCCCAGCAGAAGGAGCAGGGCUCGGGGCAGGACGUCCUGGUGCAGCAGGAGAACUCGUCUCUGCUGCAGGUGAUACCCAACAUCCUUCCACACUUGCUGGCCAUGCAGGAUCAGGAGGACGCGGAGACGCAGACUGAGCGCUGGACGCCUCUUAUUGAGAGCAUCAAGAAGGAAGCGGAGGAGACUGCCUUAGCAAACAUAGAGGAGAGACUGGAGCAGGAACGCGUGGAGGCAGCUCGCAUGGCGGAGGAUCUGGCCCUACAGGCUGCAGAAUUGGCCGUCAGACAGCUGGCAGAAGAGCACACCACACAUAUCAUCAUUAAUACGACAAACGAAGAACCAGACCAUGCGGAUCAACUGCCAAAUAUCCAGGAGGAAGAGAAUGAAGAAGACCCAGAGUUACAGCCGUUUCAUGAAGAGAGUGAGGAGGAGAGUGAGGAUAGUAAGAUCACAGAUGUCGACAUAAAAAGGAGCCUGGUGGACAUCUGUCCGGCGGAGCCCUCGCCGCACGAGUCUGAGGUUUCAGAUCAGGCACCUCAGAGUCCACCGCCGCUACAAGCAGAUACGGUCUCUCCAGCUGUGACCACUCAGCCUGAGCGCGCCACAUCUGUACCUCCUGAUGCUGACCAGGAAGAGGAACCUCCUGAAGAAGGAUGUGGAGAAAGCAGCCAUGUGAAGCCAGCAGUGAUGGUAGAGGAAGUGAAGGAUGGAGAAAUGUCCGUUCCCAAAAUCAUUGUCGCACCAGAGUCAGACUCAAUGACCCUCACUGUCACUGUAACAAAUCUGCCAGAGGAGGAGACGGCUCCUGCUGAGGAAGAGGAAGACAGUCGAAUGGAUCCGAACACGACUGAUCUACUCAAUGUGGCCGAAGGCCUUGAGCGGCCCAUGUCUGCGGCCAGUCAAACAAGUAUGGUUGUGAAUGAGCGACUGCAGGAGCUGGUCAAGCUGUUUAAGGGGCGAACAGUUCGUGUAAGAGACAAACUGACUGAUCCAGACGACUCUGAUGAGGAAAGCCCUACAGCAUCUCCUGCCAAAAAGCCUGCCGAUGCCCCGCCUCCUCCUCCUCCUCCUCCUCCUCCUGAGGAAAAUAAAGAAGCUGAUGAGGAGGCUGAAGAGGAGGUGCAAAUCUAUGAGUUUAUGGGAUACAAGUUCCCAGUUCCUCAGGUGAAAAUACCCGAGAUCCCUGAUUGGCUGAGAGCUAUACUGGAGUACCGUUUCCCGUCCAGCAUUGAUCCCUUCACAGAUUUGAUCUACGUGGUGUGGCUGUUCUUUGUGACGUUUGCGUGGAACUGGAAUGUUUGGCUGAUCCCUGUGCGCUGCACUUUCCCGUAUCAGAACUCUGAGAACGUUCACUGGUGGCUGCUGAUGGACUACCUCUGUGACGCCAUUUACAUUCUUGACAUCGUGGUCUUUCAGCCCAGACUGCAGUUUGUGAGAGGAGGGGACAUUGUGUGUGACAAAAAAGACAUGAGAGAGAACUACUUGCAAACAGAGCGAUUUAAGAUGGAUGUGAUCAGUCUCUUUCCACUGGAUGUCCUGUACGUCUUCACGGGAGUCAAAUCACUCUUGCGGUUUCCUCGCCUUCUAAAGUACAAUGCAUUCUUUGAGUUUAAUGAUCGUCUGGAGGCUGUGAUGAGCAAAGCAUACAUUUACAGGGUGAUCCGUACGAGUGCGUACCUGCUGUACUCUCUGCACUGUAAUGCCUGUAUUUUCUAUUGGGGAUCUGACUAUGAAGGACUGGGUUCUACUAAAUGGGUCUAUAAUGGCAAAGGAAACAGUUAUAUUCGCUGCUACUACUUUGCUGUGAAGACUCUGAUCACCAUCGGGGGUUUGCCUGAUCCCACCACUGUCUUUGAAAUCGUCUUUCAACUGGUCAACUACUUCGUGGGAGUCUUUGCUUUCUCCAUCAUGAUCGGUCAGAUGAGAGAUGUAGUCGGAGCCGCCACUGCAGGUGAGGCGUACUACAGAAGCUGUGUGGACAGCACCGUCAAAUACAUGAGCUCCUACAAGAUCCCCCGCGAGGUCCAGAACCGAGUGAAGACCUGGUACGACUACACCUGGAAGUCGCAAGGCAUGCUGGAUGAACAAGAGUUACUUGUACAGCUUCCAGAUAAGAUGCGUCUGGACAUCGCGGCAGACGUAAACUACAGCAUUGUCAGUAAAGUGGCGCUCUUUCAGGGAUGUGACAGACAGAUGAUAUUUGACAUGCUCAACAGGCUGAAAUCUGUGGUGUACCUUCCUGGAGAUUUUGUUUGUAAAAAAGGUGAGAUCGGUCGAGAGAUGUACAUCAUCAAAGCUGGAGAAGUGCAGGUGGUUGGAGGGCCUGAUGGGAUCACGGUGUUUGUGACUCUGAGAGCUGGCUCUGUGUUCGGGGAAAUUAGUUUGCUGGCGGGUGGUGGUGGGAACCGACGAACCGCUAACGUAAAGGCCCAUGGUUUUGCUAACCUCUUCAUCUUGGAUAAGAAGGACCUGGCAGACAUCUUAGUACACUAUCCCGAGUCCCAGAAGCUACUGCGCAAGAAGGCCAAGAAAAUGUUGACGAAAGAUAAGAAGCCUACAGAUGAGAAGGUUAAGGAGACGGGUGAGGUCAUCACUGAGCGGCCAGAGACACCCAAACUCUACAAGGCUGCCCUGGAGCUUGCCAAAGGACAAACAUUUGCCAAGCUGAAGGAGUCAUAUAAGGGAGCAACUCUAGAGCCGUCCACUCCUGGCUCCGGCAUGACCUCCACAGGUCCAGUGCCCCCUCCCUCCCCAAUGCACCGACGCUCGCCCGUUCCCCGGCCUCGCAUGCAGGAUGAUGAUGACAUGGUAUCAGAGACCACUGACAGCACCAUGAUCAUCCGCAUGACUCCCCGCGUUGAGGGAGAGGAGAUCCUCACCGUGGAGGUCGGUCCUGCAGAGGGGGUGGAAGGGGAGGAAGAGCUGAGCAAAACUGAAGACAAGUGAGAGAAAAGAAGAGGGCAAGGACAGAGGAGAGUAGGGAUAGGGUAGAAAGCCUGAAGAAAAGCCCAGUGCACACAACCCUUGUCAUGCUUUCUUUAUUAUUGUGUUGGUGAAAUUCCUACACAACAAGGUCAUGCCAAACAUGUUUUCA
Molecule: messenger RNA, 4316 nt
Organism: Rhinichthys klamathensis goyatoka
Lineage: Eukaryota; Metazoa; Chordata; Actinopteri; Cypriniformes; Leuciscidae
Gene: cngb1a
Product: cyclic nucleotide gated channel subunit beta 1a
Exons: 38
Coding region: 263-4168 (1301 amino acids)
Biological process (GO): retina homeostasis; monoatomic cation transmembrane transport
Cellular component (GO): plasma membrane; photoreceptor outer segment; intracellular cyclic nucleotide activated cation channel complex
Molecular function (GO): intracellularly cAMP-activated cation channel activity; cGMP binding; protein-containing complex binding
Source: RefSeq, a predicted model, not a curated record